Molecule: messenger RNA, 2355 nt
Organism: Alternaria ethzedia
Lineage: Eukaryota; Fungi; Ascomycota; Dothideomycetes; Pleosporales; Pleosporaceae
Exons: 4
Coding region: 1-2355 (784 amino acids)
Source: RefSeq, a predicted model, not a curated record
AUGCUUGACGUGUCCUCAGCACCGGCCCCCGCUAGUCACUCUGUCGUGAGAGAAUUGUUGAAGCCGAGAUUCGCCCACCGAGUUUCAAAUGCCGUGCCACCAGAUCGUGUCCCAGAGGUCAUUCCUGAAAAGCGUGUGGAGCCUGAGAUCGCCCUAACCACUCCGAGUGCUGCCACAUCUGUCAAUCUCAAUAAACCCAAGGAUGUUUUGGGCCCAUCUCAGCCACUUGAACCAAAGCUGCUCGAGCGCACAGAGAUUCCGAACACACCAUCACAACGAUCGAGCCAGUUUGACAGUUCUAUACCCGAACAUUUAUCAGAAAAACUCCCUAACGACCGUGUCUCCCAACAAAACACCUCUACGCAAGAUGAUGAGGAUGCAUUGGCCCUCGAUGAUCCGAGCCACACCCAAAACCAGGUCCCUUUCACAGCUUUGUGCUCGGGCUGUCGAAAACAGACCGCAUUAGGCAAGGCCGGAGAGAAAGAUGCUCAGUGUCCCGGCUGUCGCACAAAAUUACGUAUUGCAGAAAAGGGCCAACAAGAGAUACCGGAGACUCCGGAUGUCGACACCGCUCGUCGUCAUGCGUCACUCCUACCAACGAGCUCGGCAAAUUCGAUUAGUCAUCAAUCAGCUGCAAGACUAGGUAAUCAUGAAGUGGAAAUGGUUUCCUCAACACAUGUUCCGCCCAUGUCAGAGAACAAGCCUGGGUCAACAACGGCCAUAACCGGCCCCUUGUCCUGGUUCGACCCAGAUCGGGCAAAGAUCCUGCCGGAUAUAGGGAAGGUUCGUGAUAAUGCUCUGCCUGGCUUAUCCUCCGCAGACACACCAGCUCCAGAUGCCUUGAUUACUUCACAAGAAACCUCACUUGAGCAGAGUGCGCCGAUAGAAGUAACGUCGACUGCUGAAACUCUUGGCCAGAAGACUAUGUCAAGACCCAACGAGAUAAACCCGGAAAGUUCAUCGUCCAACAGCGCUUCAGUACCACAGGUCAAUGAGCCGCAAGAGCGCUCUGUCCAACCCGCUGAGACGCCAGAUCUCGACGACUUAGCAGGAACGUCCGGUCCGCAUGUUUUUCGUUCCGCCUCAACACAUAGUCUAGAUCUGCUAGGAGAAAACGAAUAUCGGAAUCUGGCAUCCACUGUUCCUGAACCUACCCAAGUGGGUACGCACAUGUCGCCUAAGCACCCUUCUACCAAUGGUUUGCCGGAUCGAGCUGCCCCUGCAGCGGCCAAGGAACACGAGUCAGCGGUUUCAAAGUCGAAUGAGACGGUUGAAAGAGAUUCCAAUAUCUCUGAAAGCCUGACCGAAGCACACUCAGGUCCGUCUAUACCAACGAAGCGUCACACAAACCGCGAUUUAGCUAGGAUAGCCUUGGUGUGUGCACAAGGCACAGGUAUGACCGCGUUGGAGAUGAUCGACUGGCUGGCUUUGAGAUUCUCCUACUUGAAAAAAGGCCAAGGUGCCUGGGAGAAGAGUCUUAAGUCAGUUCUCUCCCAUCAACCUGAGUUCUACGGCGAGAAGCCUUCAGGACGGCCAAAUGAACGUGUUGUGUACAACUUCACUAGCACAGCCAAUAGGGCGAAAUACGAGGAAGAGUACCAUGAGUACCUUCCUUUGCCUUCAGUGCCGGGACCCCAGGACGGUCACCGGGAGGCCAGGAAGAGUACACCACAGCGUGCUGUAGCGGACAAUGUCAUGCAGCACGAGGAAAUCCAGGAUAAACAACCAACUCAGACCAAGAGAAGAAUUACCAGAGCUAUCAAGAGUGCACCAAGCCGCCGGAAUGCUAUGACUCACGAUUCCCUACCGACACCAAUGACGGAGGAGGUUACUACAGAUGCUGAACCAGGAUUCAACCCAUUCGAGCGUGCUACUGUCUCACGUCCGACAAGGGCGCCUGUUAACGAUCUCGAAGCCCAACGCGGAACGGACUUCCGGAGUGCAUAUUCGCCCAACAUAGCGCCUUCAAUUGAGACCAUGACCUCGGAAGAGAAGGCUGCAAAGAUUGAAGAGAUCAAGGCCAGGCCAUCACGGAAGCAAUUCUUUGGAGCGAAUUGGCGUUUGGCACACGUGCGAAAAUACGGGCGGGAGGAUAUUCAUGAUGAAAGCGAUGGUGCAUGGAUGCCUCAUGACACAUCGGAGAGAUCGAUGACGGAUCGCAACUCUGCUCCGAACGAUCGCGAUGAGAAUCAGUCUUUGUUACAGGUCUUCAAUCUUCCGACCAAUACUCGCCCUUUCAGUGACGGCAACGAGCUGGUUUUUCGGAAUACCACGUUGGUUAAUGGACGACUGCCCCGGUCGCGGCAGGCAUAUCGAGUGGGCAAAGUGUUUGGGGGAGAACUCACUAUCAACUGA